ACAUUUAGAAGCAUUAGACAACUCUUAGCAAAGAUGGCAGCCAAGAUUUUUGCCUUCUUAGCUCUCCUUUCCCUCUCGGUGAGCGCUGCUACAGCGUACAUUUCACCAGUGUUUGCUGCUGCGACAACCACUAUUCCGCUAUACUCUCCGCAGGCUACUAUAGCAGCCACACACCCGUGCGUGCAGUACUACGCACAGCUCCAGGCAUUGGCAUCAGGUAUCUUGACCCCAUCCGCCGUGCUCAUUCAACAACCACUUGCCAUCAUUAAGCAGCAAUGCCAAGCACAUCUUGCAGUACAGAGCAUAUUGGCUCUUCAGCACCAACAAGUGCUGGUGAACCCCGCUACUACUUUGCUGCCAAAUGUGGUCAACCAAGUGGCUCUGGCGAACCCCAUCGCCGCUGCCUACUUGCAACAACAACAAUUCCUGCCAAACGUGUUCAACCAAGUGGCUAUGACAAAUCCUCUCACCUACUGGCAGCAACAACAACGGCUAUCAAAUGUGAACCAAGUAGCUUUUGCGAACCCUAUCGCCGCUACCUACUGGCAACAACAACAAUUGCUGCCAAGCAUGUUCAACCAAGUGGCUAUGGCGAGCCCUGUCACCUACUGGCAGCAACAACAACUGCUGUCAAAUGUAUUCAACCAGGUGGCUUUGGCGAACCCUACCGCUUACUUGCAGCAACCCUUCAUCGGCGGUGCCAUCUUAUAAAUGAUGUAUUG
Panicum hallii is the source of this 722-nucleotide messenger RNA. RefSeq names its product zein-alpha PMS1-like. The coding region runs from base 34 to 711 and encodes 225 amino acids. The transcript has a single exon. NCBI's taxonomy places the organism in Eukaryota, Viridiplantae, Streptophyta, Magnoliopsida, Poales, Poaceae. Gene Ontology annotation, molecular function: nutrient reservoir activity. The record is from RefSeq and is a predicted model, not a curated record.